AUGGCCGGAGAGGCGGGAAGAGACCCCCGAGCGUGGCUAGCCGUCGACGAGACGGCGGCGGCCUUCCUCUCCCGUUCACUCUCCUCGCGGCCCCCCAUCACCCUCCCGCCGCCACUGCACCGCGCGCCUCUCCGCCCGGGCAACGUCGUCGAGAUCGCCGGCCCGUCCAACUCUGGCAAGUCCCACCUCCUCCUCACGGCUGCAGUGCAGUGCAUAUUACCAAAGGAGUGGGAGGGAAUCUACUUUGGGGGGCUGGGGAGGGCGGUCAUGUAUUUGGACUUGGACUGCCGAUUUGAUGUGCUACGGCUGGCUCAAAUUCUGAGGAAUCGUAUUGCAGAGGGCUGCCGUUCAGCGCACCUUAGAAAUGGAGACCCUGAAAAUGAUGGCACUAAAGAUGAGUUUCAGUGUUCUCUUGAAAACACACUGUUUUCUGAUUGCAUGCAGCGCUUCUUGUAUGCCCGAUGUUGCAACAGUCCUGAAUUCAUAGCUGCUUUGAAGACUGUACAGUCUCAAUCAAGGAGGGAAGUGUCCAGUGCUGGUAUAUAUUUUGUUAUGAUAGACAGCAUUGGUGCGUUCUACUGGAUAGAUCGUGGUUCUCAACCUGCCCGAGAGAAUAAAGGGAGAACACUGCAAAGCAUUACUGAAAGUGUUGUCCACGAGUUACGCAAGCUUUUACAACUUCAACCUGCAUUGGUUUUGGUCACAAAGGCACCCAUUUAUGGGGAAGGCACUACAACAGCAAAUGACUUCAAUCGGAUUUCUUCAAAAUACAUUCUGGCGGAUUCAACUGGUUUGGGGUAUUCAAGACAGGAGGAAGAAAGAACUCUCUCUAAUCGAGAAUAUAUGCCAUCAAUAUGGCAGUCCUUUGUUACGCACAGGAUAAACCUUCAAGUAGAAGAAGCAGAAGUUCCCUCUGUGCCGGAAAGUAAGGUGCUUCCUGUGCAUACUUCUGAGUGGGUGCAACCUUACCUCAAAACGAAGGAGAAGUUUUCUAUUAUGGAUGUAAGACUUUGGAUGGUGUUAGCCUUAUCCAGUGAAUUACCGAUCUGGCAUCCUGUGAUGAGCAUGUCGAACCUCACUGAGUUGUGA
This is a messenger RNA of Miscanthus lutarioriparius, 1089 nucleotides long. The record is from the annotation of a GenBank genome assembly. Lineage: Eukaryota; Viridiplantae; Streptophyta; Magnoliopsida; Poales; Poaceae.